UAUCAGUUUUAUUGUGGAAAGUACUUAGCCAUAUUAUCAUUCAAAUAAUGGGUGUUGAGCAUUAUUUGAUAUGCAUUUCCCAUAAACAUUACAAGAAACAACUUCAAUUGCAAACUGUGGAGCUUAAAGUUGCCAUGGAUUGUGAUGGAUGUGAACUUAAAGUCAAGAAAGCCCUCUCUUCCUUACGAGGGGUGAAAUCUGUGAAGAUAAAUAGAAAGCAACUAAAGGUGACAGUUAUAGGAUAUGUGGAAGCAAGCAAAGUAUUGAAGAAGGCAAAAUCCACAGGAAAAAAGGCAGAGAUUUGGCCAUAUGUCCCCUAUAAUUUAGUGGCUCAUCCCUAUAUUCCUCCAUUUUAUGACAAAAAAGCCCCUCCUGGCUAUGUCAGAAAUGCUAAUAAUGCUACUGUUGAGGACAAUAACAAUGCAAGUUUUCUCAAGUUUGAUGACCCUUCAAAUUUUGUCUCCAUCUUUAGUGAUGAUAACCCUAAUGCUGCUUGCUCCAUCAUGUAGUAAAAUCAAAUAUUAUUCCUUGCAUUCCAUAGCAAUUUUUGGAGUAAUAAUCGCGUGUAUAACAAUAACAUUUACCAAAAUCUAUCAAUAAUGAUAGAUUCUUUUAGAGAUAUUAUAUAGUUUAUCAAUAGUAGACUACAUAACUACAUUUAAAUUUUGUUACAUGUACA
Cucumis melo (muskmelon) is the source of this 679-nucleotide messenger RNA. Its product is annotated as heavy metal-associated isoprenylated plant protein 23-like. Gene Ontology annotation, molecular function: metal ion binding. Bases 48 to 509 code for a protein of 153 amino acids. The record is from RefSeq and is a predicted model, not a curated record. The transcript is spliced from 2 exons. Lineage: Eukaryota; Viridiplantae; Streptophyta; Magnoliopsida; Cucurbitales; Cucurbitaceae.